UGCACUUUCAUUGUUACAGCGGCAACGAGCUUUGGCUUUGACGCAUCACUCCGACUUGAGAUAACGUGUCUCUGCAGUGUCCAAAAAGUUGGUAGAGCGCCUCCACUGCGUGAAUGAAGCGUUCGAACAUCUCGAGGGCGUGCGAGUCUUGUCGGAAACACAAGAAGAGGUGCGACGGUGCGAUUCCCGUCUGCAGCCAUUGCGCUCGGUAUGGCUACAGAUGUGUCGUUGCCUCGAACAGAGACAAGCGAAAGCCCGUGACUAAGAGUCAUCAUGAGGCUCUGCAAACGAGGAUUGAGAUGUUGGAGAGAGAGCUCGAAGCUGUUGGGCAUAGACGACGGGAAAGGAGCGAAAAGCGAAGCAUUCAGGGAUCCGGCACUCCCAGCGUCGUCGAUGAAAUGGCACAAAACCUAUGCGCGCAAACGAUCCAGCGGAGAGGCUACCAUGCUCGCAACAGCAGCAACCCUGAUCUAUCAGAAGAUGUAUAUGCCCGCAUACUGGCACUGCCCCGCCCUUUAUUCGAGCAUUUGCUUGGUCUCUCUUUCGACUAUGGCUGCAGCUAUGGACGGAUUGUGCCAAGAAAGCACUUCUUCGAGUCGCUCGUGUCAAAUCCUGGUAUGGUGCGCAACGACCGAAGCUCGGUCUUUUCGCUAAGCGCCGUUCUUGCCAUGGGGUGCUGCUAUCUGGACGAGGCGACGCUGCUCAGCUUCAAUUUUCACAUCGAUGGCCUCGAAGAAAGUCUCACUCGCAACCCGAAGGCAAUGUCUCGUUUCUUCGCGGAUCUCGCCAAGUCUCUCCUUGCCUACGAAGUCUCGCAUCCCCUUUACAGCACUCUAUCCGGCUUAAAUUGUUUAGCUAUUCGAGAGAUCGGUAUGGGCGACGAAGCGACUGGACUGGCCUUAUUUGCUGUGGCCCGUCAGUUGGCUGACGAUCUCGCCCUCAUUUCCCUCGUUCGGAAGAGAGACCGAGACGAUGAGGAAAGCUUUGAAAAUGUUCACUCAAGCCUAACUCGAAUUCCUCGACCGGAGCAACCUGGUUUUCUGUGCUACUGGAGCUUGACGACAAUCGACAUCGCAUUUGCUAUCGCACGGGGUACUCAGCCCCUUGGCGCGGCCAAUUAUGCUCGGGAUUUAUCGGAGGGUAUGGAUGUCCCUAUCACCGUUCCAUCGAUCGACCUCAGCUUUCCGCGGAACGCCACGCUUGCAUUUCGAGAGCUUUCAAAGCUCACAAUGGUAGCCAUCCCUGCCUUGGCAGAUCUGUGCAACGAACAAAUAAGCGAUGAGGAGAAGUCGGUUCAGAUCACAGCCUCGAUCUUGCGGCUGGAAGAGUGGCAUAACCAACUUGAGUCGCCUCUGAGAACCUUUUCGCAUAGCCCCAGUCAGGCCAAGGAUCCGCACAUCCUCACGCUCUCCGCCACCUACUGGGCGCUGGUCAUUCUCCUUCACCAGAAGCAGCCUUCAUCACUACGGCGGCGCAGCGAGGCUUGCAUCGCAAUGGCCAAUCUAGUCGCGAUGCUCCGCACGACUUUGGGUCUCGAAAAGGCCCCUUCGCUGCUUGCACCCCUUCUGGCCGUCGCUUGCCUGGACGCCAUUCAACUCCUCACAAUCACCACUGCCUUUGCGAGUCCCACCCCAGGUACAUCGAAGGCACAAGCAAACAGACCACACUCGGAUCUGAUGGACGAAGUGUCAUCGGCGCUCGUCUCGCUGAUUGCAGCUCUGCAAGGAAUCUCGCGAACAUGGCUACUUGCGGCAGACUUGAAAUCGCGAAUCGACGUCUACAUCAAAUGCCUCGAUUUGGACCGUAGCAUCGCUUUCAAGCCAAAGAGGCAAUCGCAUCAGAGCCACUUGUACAGCCGCGACCCAUCCCAACGUGAUGAGUAGGUGUACUUACCGUCAAAGAAUUAGAUUCCAAUCUAUAAAAUCACCAAAAUUUACGCGUUAUCAACUUUGGCCUGAGCGCGAUCGAAGAGUGACACCUAGAGGACA
Molecule: messenger RNA, 1988 nt
Organism: Acaromyces ingoldii
Lineage: Eukaryota; Fungi; Basidiomycota; Exobasidiomycetes; Exobasidiales; Cryptobasidiaceae
Exons: 3
Coding region: 114-1883 (589 amino acids)
Biological process (GO): regulation of DNA-templated transcription
Molecular function (GO): DNA-binding transcription factor activity, RNA polymerase II-specific; zinc ion binding
Source: RefSeq, a predicted model, not a curated record